CAAAAAUCGAUUCUUUUCCCCCAGCAAAACCCUAGCUUCCACGAAUCGCAUACACUUUCUUCUUCAAGUAAGUCUCUUCUCAAUUCAAGUAUCUAGGCUUCUUCUGAGUCAAAUUCAAUCACCGAUCGUGUUUUGUAAUUUAGAAAUCAUGAUCUUCGCGUGCUUGAAAUUUGCAGAGUCGGAUCGAGUCGCCAUGGCUGCUAAGAGCUCCUCCUUCAAGCUUUCUAAUCCUCUCGAGACAAGGAUGAAUGAAUCGUCUCGAAUCAGAGAGAAGUACCCUGACAGAAUCCCUGUGAUUGUGGAGAAGGCUGGACAAAGUGAUGUUCCUGACAUUGACAAGAAGAAGUAUCUCGUCCCAGCAGAUCUAACCGUUGGUCAGUUUGUGUACGUGGUCCGCAAAAGAAUCAAGCUUGGUGCUGAGAAAGCUAUCUUCGUCUUUGUCAAGGAUACAUUGCCUCCUACUGCUGCAUUGAUGUCUGCAAUCUAUGAAGAACACAAAGAUGAAGAUGGAUUCCUCUACAUGACUUACAGCGGAGAGAACACUUUUGGUUCUUUCACCGUUGCUUGAAUAAAUAAAUCUUUCCAUGACUUUGAUGUACAUAAACAAAAGGGAGGAAGAUAAGAUGCACAUUCCUUCCUUUUUCCAUCUGGCUUUGGCUUUGCUUUUCAUGCUUUUGAAUCUUUGACAUUUGGGUUCAUAAUCUUUCAGAAAUCUUUGCUUUAUUCCUUAUACCUUCUUUUGCAUCUUUUAAACUUGUGCUAUUGAAUCAAAUUCCAUAUCAGAGUAAUCAAAUUUGGCAAACUUGCUCAUAUCAUUACAAACGCAAAAAGGUUUACAAAAUGACAAGUUUUGUUAAAACUUAUCAGCACACUGGCAACAAACUACACAAGCUUUCAAUACAGAAUCUCAUGAUCUUCUUCAUCUGUUCUAGCAUUCUAGAACUAGACUGAAUGGUUUUGUUUUGCAAAGUCGACACAUUAUUUUGCUGUUUUUACCUAACAAGAUUUAGGAACGAUGUCAAAGAAUCAACAUCUCUCUUCUCAGAUGGAUACUUGAUUGGUCUUGAAGAGUUCUUUGGGAACACAAGUAUCGUCGGGAAG
Messenger RNA from Eruca vesicaria subsp. sativa (arugula), 1101 nucleotides. NCBI's taxonomy places the organism in Eukaryota, Viridiplantae, Streptophyta, Magnoliopsida, Brassicales, Brassicaceae. The record is from the annotation of a GenBank genome assembly.